Molecule: messenger RNA, 744 nt
Organism: Lodderomyces parapsilosis
Lineage: Eukaryota; Fungi; Ascomycota; Pichiomycetes; Serinales; Debaryomycetaceae
Exons: 1
Coding region: 1-744 (247 amino acids)
Source: RefSeq, a predicted model, not a curated record
AUGAACUCACCAUCUUCACAUGCUAUUGAAAGGAAUAACAACAGGUUCUACUCCUAUCCAGUUUUUGGCUCAACAAAGUCUGAAAUCAAUGAGACAACAUUUUCAAUUAAUUCACUUGAGAGUUUACAAAGUUAUGCUGAUAUCAAAAAGUGUCAAGAAACCAAGGACAGCCGUUUGAAUAAUGUCAAAGCACGAAUUAAUGAACCCGGGCCUUCUUCAUUCUACCCCUUGCAGAAAACUGUUGAAAAUAAACCUGAGAAUCAUACAUUACCAUCGAAAUUUUCAAGGUUUACAAAGUUCCUCCACAAGUUUCAAUCAAAAAUAUCUAAAUCCACCAAUCUCAAAACAAGAAAGUACAACACCAUAACGGGAAUCAAUGUUGCUUCUGCUAACAAUGAUCCGUCAGCUUCAUCCUGGAAAAGAUGUUUUUCAAGACAUCAUCAUCAUACAUCCAUGUUUUACACCACCAAUGAGAAGCAAAUCCAUUUGAGAGAUCCAGUUGAUAAAGCUACCGAGGCAAAACUUAUUGAUAUCUUCUCCCCGCCUGUCGAUGAACCUAUGAAGACCAUUGACUCUUUCAAAGACCAAGCUUAUGUAAAAAAUCAAGAGAUAUCCACCACGAAUCACGAGCCACAGAAUUUUGGUUUCGAUAUUUUCUACAACGACAGCUUUUUUACCACAGCUGUAAGAAGGCCAGUUUCCUAUGACAAUUCACAAAUAACGGAUGAAACUAUAGUAAUUUAA